Messenger RNA from Caenorhabditis bovis, 414 nucleotides. The record is from the annotation of a GenBank genome assembly. NCBI's taxonomy places the organism in Eukaryota, Metazoa, Nematoda, Chromadorea, Rhabditida, Rhabditidae.
AUGUUCGACCCGCUGAAGCUUGCUUCUUAUGACGACACCCUUGUGCCGGCCAUUGAAGGAAAUGAUUUGGUUAACUUCUCACUUAUCAUUCAGUCGAUGCGUCCCUGUAAGCGUCAUCUGCGAACAAUAGUGCACGAGGCAGUUAUGAUUUGGAUGAACGAGGUGAUUCCUCAAAACAUUCGAUGCAAGUAUACGCCACGCCGAAAUCCUCAAAAAGGUAAUAUUGCAAUUGAAGCGCACAUAAUCAAUACGUUUAUUGAAUUACUUUUACAUUGUAUAUCAAUCCCGGACACCGAAGAGAAGAUGAUGCGAAUUGCCGUUACAGUAAUCACGGAAAAUUAUAUCGAAUACUUAUGUAAUCGCGCAAGGAGGCUGCGAAUUGAGGAGGAGCUCUCGAACUCGCGCCAUAGUUAA